AUUGUUCACAGAGGAAGAACUCAAUGCAAUUUACAUUUUUGACGUUUCGGGAGGGAAAUUAAAAGAGCUCCCUUUUUUUUUUUAGGACUUACUCUCAUUAGUUUUUUUUUUUCCGCUAAAGAACAAAACAGAGGAUUUUUUUAAUUUCUCAUAUCUCCGAUUUAGUUAGGGUCUUUAAGUCUCUCUUUCGGCCGCUUUAAUUUUAAUAAAGCCAUCGACUUUUUUUGUGAUUCAGAUUAAAUCUUUGAUGGGUUUGCUAGAUUUUUUUUCUUCAUCUAAACUGAUUGGGAUUAACAUUAUCUCGAUGGGAUUGUUCAUGUUGAGCAGUGCGUGCGACGCCUCCUCCUUCAGUUCAGAGUAGGAAGCAAAGGGUUUUGAAUUUGUUUGAGAGCAGUGUGACGCCUUCUUCAAGAGCAACCAAUCGGCGAAAGUAAGAAACAAAACGAGACAGAGAAAGUUUUUUUUUGUCUUUGUAUUUGGCAUCUAUGUUUGGGGGUGUCUUGUCUGUGCCUGUGAAUAAUCCUCACUUGCGCAAAUCUGCUAGUAGACACAUCGUCAAUCUUGGAGACAAUGACUUGAAGAAUGCAAGUUUGUUUCUAAGUACAUUUGCGAAACUCCGAACUCCUGUCUUCCUUCAAAGUCUCAAAGUUGCUCUGUAUAUUGGUGGUCUUUAUGUUUGUGGAAAGAUUGGAUGGGAAUCUGUAAUGAAAAUGGGAAUAGAAUCACGAGAACUGUUCUUCUAUGAGACAUUUUUGUAUUAUAACCCUCUCCUUCUCAUUACACUGAUGGUCUGGCUCUGGGGUGUUAAUCUGUGGGUUUUUUCUCGUUCUGGAGUCGAUUAUGCAGCAAUCUUUUUCCUAGGACCAGAUCAUCUUAGUCACAGAGAGAUAUGGAAGUGUGCCAGGUGGAUGACAAUAGCUAUAUUGACUAGCAUGACUGCAUAUCUCUAUCUAUACUCGCACGGAGACGUAAAGUUGGCUGCAUCUCAACCAGUAGUUUUGUAUUUCUCAGCUGUUAUUAUUUUGAUAAUCCCUUUCGAUAUCUUCUACAUGUCGUCUCGCUACUAUUUGCUUUGGACUUUUUGGCGAAUACUUUUCCCGGUGCAGGCAGUGACUUUUUCGGACUUCUUUCUAGCUGAUAUCUUGACUUCUCUGUCAAAGGUUUUAUCGGAUUUAGAACGUUCAGUAUGUCGCAUGGUCCAUCGACAGGUUGCUACUAUUGCAUGGUUUGAAGCCGAUUCGGUUUGUGGGAGUCAUUCCACUGCAAUUCCCUUGGUUCUCGUUCUACCUUAUCUUUUCCGGCUGUUCCAAUGCAUUCGUCAGUACAGAGAUAGCAAGGACAUUGCAAACAUCUACAAUGCUGGGAAAUAUCUUACGGCGGUGCCAGUCAUCUUUCUUUCAGCCCUCAAGUAUUUUAUCGAUCAGGAUACAUGGACUUACUCCAUUCAGCCGGCAUGGAUCCUCUCUGGUCUAGCUAACACUUUCUUCUCCUUCUUUUGGGAUAUAUUACGUGACUGGGAUCUAAGUGUCUUCACUCGGAUUUUCAAAUUCAGCAGACCAAAUCUUUUCUCACAUCUACUAUAUGGACGCCGUUGGGUAUAUAUUUGGGUAAUCGGAAGCAAUCUGGUACUAAGGUGGACAUGGACGUACAAGUUAUCAGCUCAUCUCCGUAACAACUACAUCACAGUCUUCAUCAUCACUGCUUUGGAGAUUUACAGACGGUUCCAGUGGGCGUUCUUCCGUAUAGAAAAUGUGUGGUACAAAAUCAAAAAUCCUAAGCAUACUUCUCAUCAGUCUAAUCCUCUUUCACUCCAGAACGAUAUCAACAACGAACAUGAGAAAUUACUCGCUCAUAGUCACAGCCCUGGUGUAUAAAAUUCUCAGCGUUCUUGUUGUUUUUUUUGUGCUAAGUUCUGAAAAGUUUUGAAUAACAACAACAUAAAAGUACUCUGUUACUUAUACUGUAACUUGUAACUUCCAUUACUGAGAAAGAGAGACUACACUGGCUCUAUAAUGUACAGCAAGAUGUGUAAUUGUCUUUAGACUA
Messenger RNA from Camelina sativa (false flax), 2046 nucleotides. NCBI's taxonomy places the organism in Eukaryota, Viridiplantae, Streptophyta, Magnoliopsida, Brassicales, Brassicaceae. The record is from RefSeq and is a predicted model, not a curated record.